AUGGCACCUUACGAGGCUUUGUAUGGUCGUAAUUGUCAUACUCUGCUAUGUUGGAUUGAGUUGGGUGAGCAUCGGGUGUUGGGUCCUGAAUUAGUUUUUGAGACUAAGGAUAAAGUUUCUCCAUGGAAGAAAGUUCUAAGAUUUGGUUGCAAGGGCAAGCUGAACCCUAGGUUCAUUAGGCCAUAUCAAAUUCUGAAGGAUGUGGCACCUGUUUCUUAUCAGUUGGAGCUACCUUCAGAGUUAGACCAUAUCCAUGAUGUGUUUCAUGUCUCAAUGUUGAGGUCAUAUCGGUCUGACCCAUCUCACAUUGUCUCAGUUGACAAGAUCGAGGUUAUGCUGGAUUUAACUUUUGAGGAGGAGCCGGUUCAGAUUCUAGAUCGUGAUAUUAAGGUUCUAAGGAAGAAAUCCAUAUUGUUAGUGAAGGUUCUAUGGUGGAAUCAUGGCACUGAGGAAGCCACGUGGGAACCUGAGGACUUGAUGCGUAACUAG
Molecule: messenger RNA, 489 nt
Organism: Gossypium arboreum
Lineage: Eukaryota; Viridiplantae; Streptophyta; Magnoliopsida; Malvales; Malvaceae
Exons: 2
Coding region: 1-489 (162 amino acids)
Source: RefSeq, a predicted model, not a curated record